UAACAAAUAGGUCGGGGCCUGAUCGGGCAGUCGAUGUAUUUAUCUUCUCUGCUGGGAAAGAGAAAGACCAAAAGAAGUAUAAAUACCAGUAGAAAGUUGUCCUUUUCCUUCAGUCCAGUAAAGAUUUUGGGAAACCGAUAAUCGAGAACAAUGCUGUUCCUCAUCUUAACUUAAUUUUUGUGUUCUUGAUUUUUCUGCGUGAGAUUUGACGAUAACUUAUAUCUCACCUGUUUGGGGAUCAAGUCAUCUCUGGUAUCAGCCCAUGAUUUAGCGCCAAUAAAUUUUUCUGGGUUCUGUUAUCAUUAUAACCUUAUGGUAUAGAAUGAAGCAAGUGAACUAUUAAACAUAAAAAUAACUGAAAAGAUCCAAGUUGGCUGUGUAUCAACCCUCAGGGACUGUUUGCAAUCACAUUAUAGGCUUUUUGUAGUAUACUGAUUUGGCGUAGACCACUGUUAGCUAGAUUUUGGAAACCAUGGCUCUCAAUGAUGAUAAUACUACUUUUCCCCCUGGAAAAGUAGAAAUAGAUGACGAAGAUGAGUUUGCAGAUCCAAUGGAGGAAACCGAAAGCCCAUUACAAAUUCUGGCUAUAAAAAGUCCAUCUCCAAAUGGGAUGACUUUGGAGACAGCUAUUGAUCACUGCAGAGAAGCAUUAGAUUUAUUUUUUGAUAACAAACUCACAGAGGCAAAAGCAAUUAUGGAGCCAUGGAGUGAAACAAGCUAUUAUCAUGCGCUUGGAAACAGUGUUCUUGCUUUUCUCCAAGCCAUCCUUACUUUUGAGCAGAGGGACAUUGGGGUGGCGUUGGAUCUCGUCAAACAGUCAAUCGAAAUCAGUAAUCAGUAUAGACGAAAAACUACGCUUACGGAAUCUUUUGGCCGAAUACUAAAAAGGACCGAUUAUAAUUUAUAUACCGAAGAACAAAUUCAUGCCGAAUUGUGUUUUGCCGAAUCAAUGUUGUUGAAAGCAGUUCUGACUUUUACUGAAGACGAAACAUUAAUGAGCUUUGUAAAAGGUGGUUUGAAAAUCCGUUCUUGCUACCAGUCUUACAAGGAAUGUUGGAACAUGCUUAAUCAUCGCAAAUGGACCGAUGAUCACUAUAAAGUUCAUUUCGAAAGCGGGGUUCGGCUUGGUGCAGGGUCUUUCAAUUUGAUGAUUUCGUUACUGCCACAACGUGUUUUGAAGCUUCUUGAGUUCAUCGGUUUUAGUGGAAGUCGGAGUGUCGGUCUAAGUGAGCUGGAGAAAGGAUACGAAUUGCAGACUAGUAUCCGUCGCGUUCUCUGCGCCAUUGUCCUACUAGGUUACCAUUUAAUCGUAGUCUAUGUGUUGAGCAACGGCGAAGGAAAUCUUGUUCAGGCCAAUGCUAUCUUGGAGGAACAACUGAAAUUGAAGCCAAACGGCGUUUGGUUCUUGUUCUUCAAAGGGAGAUAUGAACUUGUGCAAGCUCAUGUUGAUGAUGCCAUUGUUUGGUAUGAAAGGUCCUGGCAUUCUCAGAAUAGCUUUCCGCAGUUUCAUCACCUCUGUUUCUGGGAACUCAUGUGGGCGCAUAGCAUGAAAAUGAACUGGAAAUCAGCAGGGCAAUACGCACGACGUCUAUUUGAAGAGAGCAGAUGGUCAAAAUGCAUAUACGCCUAUGUCCAGGCUGCAUUUUUGUGUAUGGACAAGGAAGAUGGAAAUCUGUCUGAUGCUGAACAUAGCCGUUUGAUCUCUCUCAUGCGGGAGGUACCGUCGUACAAGCAGCGAAUAGCCGGGAAGUCGUUGCCGGCAGAAAAGUUUGUCAUAAGGAAGAGCGCCCGCUUUUUUGCGCAAGGUGAUAGGCUACGUCUGGCUGCUUUGGAAUUGCUCUACGUUUGGAAUAUUUUAAAGAUUAUUGGGAAAGAGCGGGUUCUUAUUCAACCUUGUUAUCGUCUCAUUGAACGUACCAUCAAAGAUCUCGAAGCUCGCAAACAAGACAAAUAUUAUUCUGAUGAUCUCGCCCUGGCACUGUUGCUGAAAGGGUGUUGUCUUCGCUCUAUGAACAGUCCAUUGCAAGCCGAAGAAUGUUUCCUUCAAGUGUCCAGAAUGGAGAAAAUGUUGCAAGACGAUACUUACCUCAUCCCUUAUAGCGUCGCUGAAUUGGGCUUCCUCUAUCAUUCUCAGGACAAAAACGAACAAGCCAUUUUAUGGCUUGAAGCCGCAAAAAAUAAUUAUAAGGGCUACAGCUUAGAAUCCAGGCUACAUUUUCGCAUCCACGCGGCUCUCAGCCAACUCAAGGCACCGACUGAAGAAACUGGACCUGAAGCCGAUUACGGUGAAAUGGUAAUGAGUGGUCUCGAUAGUGAGUUUCAACAACUUCCAACUAGUUCAGCCGAUGAAUCAAAACGGACCACUAAGUUAUAAGUAAAUCUUAAUUAUUCAAUCGCCUCUCUUCUUCCUCAUGGCGUUUCGCUUUUCCCUCUAAAUUAAGAACGAUAAAGAAAUAGUCACUAUUUAAUCAUGCCCGAUGAGUUGUGAUUUGGUUGUUCGCGUUUGAUUGCACCGUCUUUGAUGACAGAUAAUCUCGUUUUCGAAUAGUACCUUAUAAAAAUCUUUUUAUUUCGUGUUAUGGGGGAUUUCUACCUAAGUUUUAAAUGUUAAUUUCAGGCAUUCCAAAAUUGUACUGCAUUUUAAAAUUGGUUGAAUUUGGUUAUUGUUUGCUCCUCUUUUUUCCAAUUUUGCCACACCAAUAACAUUAGAAUCUAUUGGAUAGAAAAAUUAGAGAUGCAGUCAAAAUGUUGUUAAAUUAAAAGAAAAUGAAUAAAUGAAAAAAGAGAAGGAAA
Molecule: messenger RNA, 2793 nt
Organism: Daphnia pulex (common water flea)
Lineage: Eukaryota; Metazoa; Arthropoda; Branchiopoda; Diplostraca; Daphniidae
Product: tetratricopeptide repeat protein 39B-like
Exons: 16
Coding region: 473-2374 (633 amino acids)
Molecular function (GO): protein binding
Source: RefSeq, a predicted model, not a curated record